Messenger RNA from Coffea eugenioides, 2737 nucleotides. Its product is annotated as fatty acid amide hydrolase. The transcript is spliced from 21 exons. Gene Ontology annotation, molecular function: N-(long-chain-acyl)ethanolamine deacylase activity. Gene Ontology annotation, cellular component: membrane. The coding region runs from base 570 to 2396 and encodes 608 amino acids. The record is from RefSeq and is a predicted model, not a curated record. Gene Ontology annotation, biological process: N-acylethanolamine metabolic process. Lineage: Eukaryota; Viridiplantae; Streptophyta; Magnoliopsida; Gentianales; Rubiaceae.
GAUUCUGCAGGAAACAAAGUGCAAAAACGUUUGUUUGCUAUUAACGGCACGCCAAAACUCAACGAGAGACUGGGACUGGAGAGUGGCGAAAGCGACAUGCAGAAUAAAAAAAACCUCUAAACAAAGAACCCAAAAGUCUCCAAAGAAAACGUCACAAAAUGAAAAUGGAAUGGAGAGAGGGCCGAGUUGACACAGUGAGUCUUUGUUGUUAUCUGACGCCAUGUACGUAACUUAAACUUAAUAGCAGUAGCAGGAAGUAGGUCAACCUUUCCUUCUCUCCCUCCUUCUCAAAUUCCUCCUUUGAGUCUUUUCUAUCAGGUCUCCACCCACCUUACUUCCUCACUCUCAACUCUCAACUCUCAACCUCUCCCUUUAUUGUUUUAUUUAUUGCAGACCGCUAUUCUCUUCCUGUAUUUAUUUCCCAUCGAUUUCUACUUCGGCAUCUCGAUCCUCAGUCUUUGGUGGGGAUUCCCUUGUACAAGUUUUCUACUAAAUUUAAAGCGAAGCAGUAGUAUAUCACUAGAGCAUCAUCAUCACUAGAGCAUCGUCGGUUCUGUUGUUUUAAUCAAAUGGGGAAGAAGCAAGUAAUGUUGCCUGCAGCUGAAGUCGACUUGACCGCUGUCAAAUAUGAAUUUGAACAAGUUCAAGCUCCGCAUUUGACUGGAUUUUCGCUCAAAUUGCUUGUGGGGUUACUAGAAGCGCCAUUCAUUGGUCCCAUGCUUAUAUCUCAUUUGAAGAAGCAGAAUAGGGUGGUCGAGAUGUUGAGAAAUACUGUCAUCCCCGAACCUCCCAUGUUUAGACCUGAGUUUCCUCCCCAAGAACCCGAGUCUGGUGUUGCUCAUUUGGAAGAAGAUGGAAAACCAGAAGACCGAGUUGAAUUAGCAUUGAAGUGUCUUCCACACUACGAUCCUGAUGAGACAUGGAUUGCAGAUUCUAUUGCAUCUUUCCGCUACUGGAAGAUUCGUGAUUAUGCAUAUGCAUACAGAUCUAAGCUUACCACCCCUUCCAUCGUUGCUGAGCGGUUCAUUGCAGCAAUCGGGGAGUUCGACAAUAAGAAUCCAUCAACACCAUUACUGAUUUCUUAUGACCCUGAGGAUAUAAGAAAGCAAGCUGCAGCUUCAACACAGAGGUUUGAGGAAGGAAAACCACUGUCAGUAUUAGAUGGGACAUUCAUGGCUAUCAAGGAUGACAUCGAUUGCCACCCUUAUCCAUCCAACGGUGGAACAACAUGGUUACAUGAGGUGCGUAAGGUGCAAAAAGAUGCAGUUUCUGUGUCAAGGUUAAGGAGCUGUGGUGUGAUUUUAGUUGGAAAAGCCAACAUGCAUGAAUUUGGCCUGGGAACAACUGGAAAUAAUCCAAAUCAUGGGACUGCAAGGAAUCCCCACGCUCCAGAUAGGUAUACAGGUGGAUCUUCUUCAGGGCCAGCAGCAAUUGUUGCUUCCGGACUAUGUUCGGCUGCAUUGGGAACAGAUGGCGGAGGUUCAGUACGUAUUCCAUCUUCUCUUUGUGGUGUUGUUGGCUUGAAGACGACAUAUGGCCGGACUGACAUGAGAGGGGCAUUAUGUGAUUCAGGGACUGUAGAGAUUAUUGGGCCUAUCACAUCAUCAGUUGAGGAUGCAUUACUUGUGUAUGCAGCAAUAUUGGGGUCCUCUGCUGCAGAUAGAAUUGCCUUGCGACCUUCUCUUCCUUGUUUGCCAUAUUUGUGUUCACAUGAGGGGUUGAAUGCUGUAGGAUCAUUGCGGUUGGGGAAGUACACAGAGUGGUUCAAUGACGUUUUCUCAACUGAUAUCUCCAUCAAGUGCGAGGAAAUCCUUAAUUUGCUAUCAGAAAAACAUGGGUGCAACAUGGUGGAGAUUGCUAUUCCAGAGCUGCAUGAGAUGCGCACAGCUCAUAUUCUUUCCAUUGGUUCUGAAUCGCUUUCCUCUUUGACUCCUGAUUUUGAGGAUGGGAAAGGGAAAUACUUUUCACUUGACACUCGCACAAAUCUGGCACUUUUUAGAACAUUCACUGCAUCAGAUUAUGUUGCUGCCCAGUGUUUAAGAAGAAGGAUAAUGCACUACCAUAUGGAAAUUUUCAAGAAGGUGGAUGUCAUUGUUACCCCUACAACAGGCAUGACAGCACCUAUCAUACCACCAGCUGCCCUUAAAUCUGGAGAAACAGAUCUUCAAGUCUCAGGAAAUCUCAUGCGCUUUGUUGUGCCGGCAAAUCUUCUUGGAUUGCCUGCAAUUUCUGUCCCUGUUGGUUAUGAUAAGCACGGACUCCCAAUAGGUCUACAGCUUUUAGGUCGUCCGUGGGGUGAAGCUUCUAUUUUACGUCUAGCUGCUGCCAUAGAGGAGAUUUGUCCUGAGCCAAAGAAGAAACCAGUGCAGUUCUUUGACUUGUUAAAAGGGAACUAGCUAAAAAAUGAAGGCCUUAUAUUUGGUUGGUCACUGGUGCAGUCUGUGAGGUGCCAGGAAGAAUAUCAGCCUGACAGAGUCUGGCAAAACUAGUUGCAUGCUUGAGCGGUUCAAUAGUUUGAAAUGCAGUGGCGUUGCAAAAUAAUGAAUCUGAGUGACAUAAACUUUGGGAAGAAACAAAAUGUUGAGCAAUCUGCAUCUGGCCGUGUCUCUUCUGUUUCCUUGCAAUUGCAAAGCGCACCUUGUCUCUUUCGUAAUUUUUGUUCUUGAGUUUCCAUUUCUUUAGCAUGGGAACACGGUAAUAAAGAGGACAGUCCAUUUGCUUCAACAAGGAAAGAUUU